Molecule: messenger RNA, 1812 nt
Organism: Echinops telfairi (small Madagascar hedgehog)
Lineage: Eukaryota; Metazoa; Chordata; Mammalia; Afrosoricida; Tenrecidae
Gene: KRT24
Product: keratin 24
Exons: 8
Coding region: 1-1578 (525 amino acids)
Molecular function (GO): structural molecule activity
Source: RefSeq, a predicted model, not a curated record
AUGUCUUGCUCAUCUCGCAUCUCCUCCUCCAGGGCUGGGGGCAGCAGCUCGGUCCGCGUGUCUGCUGGAGGGAGCAGCUUCAGCAGUGGAAGCAGAUGUGGCCUGGGGGGCGGCUCUGGCCGUAGCUUCCGAGGAGGAGCCGGCAGCUGUGGCCUGAGUGGGGGGUCUGGGGGGGGCUUUGGAGGGGGCUUUGGUAGCUGCUCAGUGGGAGGUGGUUUGGGAGGAGUAGGCUAUGGGGCUGGCUUUGGCGGGGGCUCUGGCUUUGGCGGGGGCUCUAGCUUCGGUGGGGGCUCUGGCUUCGGUGGGAGUUCUGGCUUUGGCGGUGGUGCUAGUGGGGGUUUCUACAGCUACGGUGGUGGCAUGGGUGGUGGUGGCAUGGGUGGUGGUGGCAUGGGCGGUGGUGCAGGUGAUGGGGGACUGUUCUCCGGAGGCGAAAAACAAACCAUGCAGAACCUCAACGACCGCCUGGCCAGUUACCUAGACAAGGUCAGAGCCCUGGAGGAGGCCAACGCCGACCUGGAGAACAAAAUCAAGGAGUGGUAUGACAAGUUUGGGCCUGGGUCUAGAGAUGGCGGAUCUGGAAGGGAUUACAGCAAGUACUACCCAAUCAUUGAGGAUCUGAAGAAUCAGAUCAUGACUGCCACUGUUGAAAAUGCUGGCAUCGUUUUGCAAAUUGACAAUGCCAGGCUGGCUGCUGAUGACUUCAGACUGAAGUAUGAAAACGAGCUGUACCUGCGGCAGAGCGUGGAGGCCGACAUCAACGGGCUGCGCCGGGUGCUGGACGACCUGACCAUGACCCGCUCCGACCUGGAGAUGCAGAUCGAGAGCCUCACUGAGGAGCUGGCCUACCUGAAGAAGAACCACGAGGAGGAAAUGAGGAAUAUGCAAGACAACUCCGGGGGAGACGUGACCGUGGAAAUGAACGCUGCCCCGGGAACGGACCUGACCAAAUUACUGAAUGACAUGAGGGCGCAGUACGAGGAGCUGGCGGAGCAAAACCGCCGGGAGGCUGAGGAGCAAUUCAACAAGCAGAGCGCAUCGCUGCAAGCCCAGAUCACUACCGACGCUGGGGCGGCCAGCUCGGCCAAGACUGAGGUCACAGAGCUGAAGCGCACCCUGCAAGCCCUGGAAAUCGAGCUUCAGUCCCAACUGGCCAUGAAAAGCUCCCUCGAGGGGACCCUGGCCGACACAGAGGCCCAGUACAUGUCUCAGCUGUCAGAGAUCCAGAUGCACAUUAGCAGCCUGGAGGAGCAGAUCUGCCAGAUCCGGGGCGAGACCGAGUGUCAGAACGCAGAAUACGCGCAGCUGCUCGACAUCAAGACGCGCCUGGAGAUGGAGAUCGAGACCUACCGCCGCCUGCUCGACGGAGAGGGCGGUGGCUCUUAUUCCGGAGGAUCUGGAUCCAGAAACAUGGGAUCCAGGGGGUCCGGCUCUGGUGACUCGAGAUGUGGAAGUGGUUCUGGUCAAGGACGAGAUCCAAGCAAGACCAGAGUAACUAAGACCAUCGUGGAGGAGGUGGUCGACGGCAAGGUGGUCUCAUCUCAAGUCAGCAAUGUUUCUGAAGUGAAAGUGAAAUAAGCAGUUUCCACCGCAACCAGAAUGUCUUUCAAGAGGAGGACUAGGGAAGAAAUUGUACCUAUCUAGCCCUCCUGCUGGAUCCCUUCAGGGGAAAGUUUCGGUCCAGAAAGAGAUGACCAGCCAAUUUUCCUGCAUCCUCUUCUUUUCUUGUUAGCAUGCUCUCGAACAAAAUUGACAUGACAACUUGCCUCCAAUUGUUUCUAUGCUUCAAUAAACUUCCUUUUGCAAGUUAAA